This is a messenger RNA of Ailuropoda melanoleuca (giant panda), 1028 nucleotides long. It is a transcript of the gene TATDN1, whose product is annotated as TatD DNase domain containing 1. The record is from RefSeq and is a predicted model, not a curated record. Lineage: Eukaryota; Metazoa; Chordata; Mammalia; Carnivora; Ursidae. Gene Ontology annotation, molecular function: 3'-5'-DNA exonuclease activity. The transcript has 12 exons. Gene Ontology annotation, cellular component: cytosol. The coding region runs from base 47 to 934 and encodes 295 amino acids.
CGGCGACCACUUCCGCUUCCGCCGGGGAGGAGCCGGCGCUGCAGACAUGAGUCGCUUCAAGUUCGUGGAUAUUGGUAUCAACUUGACAGAUCCUAUGUUCAGAGGAAUUUAUAGGGGAGUUCAGAAGCAUCAAGAUGACUUACAAGACGUAAUAGAGAGAGCUGUCCAGAUUGGUGUUAAAAAGUUUAUGAUUACAGGUGGAAAUCUGCAGGACAGUAAAGAGGCACUACAUUUGGCACAAACAAAUGAUAUGUUUUUCAGUACAGUUGGAUGUCAUCCUACAAGAUGUGAUGAAUUUGAAAAGAAUGACCCUGAUCUUUACUUAACGGAGUUGUUACAUCUUGCUGAAAACAAUAAGGGGAAAGUUGUAGCAAUAGGGGAGUGUGGACUGGAUUUCGACCGACUACAGUUCUGUCCCAAAGAUACUCAACUCAAAUAUUUUGAAAAACAGUUUGAACUGGCAGAACAAACAAAAUUACCAAUGUUUCUUCACUGUCGGAACUCACAUGCUGAAUUUUUGGACAUAAUGCAAAGAAACAGAGACCGGUGUGUGGGUGGAGUGGUGCAUUCAUUUGAUGGUACGAAGGAAGCAGCUGCUGCCUUGAUUGACUUGGAUCUCUACAUAGGAUUCAAUGGUUGCUCACUGAAAACUGAGGCUAAUUUGGAAGUUCUGAAGUCAAUACCUAGUGAAAAACUAAUGAUUGAAACUGACGCACCUUGGUGUGGAGUGAAAAGUACACAUGCUGGAUCAAAAUAUAUAAAAACUUCAUUUCCUACCAAAAAGAAGUGGGAAAAUGGGCACUGCAUAAAAGACAGGAAUGAACCCUGCCAUAUAAUUCAAAUACUGGAGAUAAUGUCAGCGGUAAGAGAGCAGGAUCCAUUGGAAUUAGCCAAUACACUAUAUAACAACACCAUUAAAAUAUUUUUUUCCUGACAUGUAAUUGGUAUGUUCUUUCCAUUUCCCAUCAUGUAUGUAAAAUUUCAUGGUAAAACUUAACUGAAAGAUUAAAUAAAGGAAUUCUCUGGAA